Molecule: messenger RNA, 1535 nt
Organism: Euleptes europaea (tarantolino)
Lineage: Eukaryota; Metazoa; Chordata; Lepidosauria; Squamata; Sphaerodactylidae
Gene: NEFL
Product: neurofilament light chain
Exons: 4
Coding region: 3-1535 (510 amino acids)
Biological process (GO): neurofilament bundle assembly
Cellular component (GO): intermediate filament; axon; cytoplasm
Molecular function (GO): structural constituent of postsynaptic intermediate filament cytoskeleton
Source: RefSeq, a predicted model, not a curated record
CCAUGAGCACCUUCGGCUACGAGACGUACUUCCCGUCGUACAAGCGGCGCUUCGUGGAGAGCUCCCGGGUGCAGCUGUCCGGCUCGGCCCGCAGCAGCAGCGGCGGCGGCGGCGGCUACGGGGCGGCGCGCUCCAGCUACUCCAGCCUGUCGGCGCCGGCGGGGCCGUCGGUGCGGCGGAGCUACGCGUCGUCGUCGUCGUCGUCGCUGCUGCUGCAGUCGGUGGACAGCCUGGACCUGAGCCAGGUGGCGGCCAUCAGCAACGACCUGAAGGCCAUCCGCAGCCAGGAGAAGGCGCAGCUGCAGGACCUCAACGACCGCUUCGCCUGCUUCAUCGAGCGCGUCCACGAGCUGGAGCAGCAGAACAAGGUGCUGGAGGCCGAGCUGCUGGUGCUGCGCCAGAAGCACGCCGAGCCGUCGCGCUUCCGCGCCCUCUACGAGCAGGAGAUCCGCGAGCUGCGCCUGGCCACCGAGGAGGCCACCCACGAGAAGCAGGCCCUGCAGGGCGAGCGCGAGGGCCUGGAGGAGACGCUGCGGGCCCUGCAGGCGCGCUACGAGGAGGAGAUCCUGGGCCGCGAGGACGCCGAGGGGCGGCUGCUGGAGGCGCGCAAGGGCGCCGACGAGGCGGCCCUGGCCCGCGCCGAGCUGGAGAAGCGCAUCGACAGCCUCCUCGACGAGCUGGCCUUCCUCAAGAAGGUGCACGAGGAGGAGCUGGCCGAGCUGCAGGCCCAGAUCCAGUACGCCCACCUCUCCGUCGAGAUGGAGGUGUCGGCCAAGCCCGACCUCUCCUCGGCCCUGCGCGACAUCCGCGCCCAGUACGAGAAGCUGGCGGCGCGCAACAUGCAGAACGCCGAGGAGUGGUUCCGCAGCCGCUUCACCGUCCUCACCGAGAGCGCCGCCAAGAACACCGACGCCGUCCGCGCCGCCAAGGACGAGGUGUCCGAGAGCCGCCGCCUCCUCAAGGCCAAGACCCUGGAGAUCGAGGCCACCCGCGGCAUGAACGAGGCCCUCGAGAAGCAGCUGCAGGAGCUCGAGGAGAGGCAGAACGCCGACCUCAACGCCCUCCAGGACACUGUUAAUAAGCUAGAAAAUGAAUUGAGAACCACGAAGAGUGAAAUGGCUAGAUAUCUGAAGGAAUAUCAGGAUCUUCUGAAUGUGAAGAUGGCUCUGGACAUUGAAAUUGCAGCAUACAGAAAAUUACUGGAAGGUGAAGAGACCCGGCUCAGUUUCACCAGUGUUGGAAGCAUCAGCAGCGGCUACACGCAAAGCGCUGGAACCUUUGGAAGAUCAGCCUAUAGCGGUUUACAGAGCAGUUCUUACCUGAUGUCCACCCGCAGCUUCCCUGCCUAUUACUCCAGCCACGUUCAAGAAGAACAGAUAGAGGUUGAGGAGACCAUUGAAGCAUCUAAGAUAGAAGAGGCCAAGGAAUCACCCCCAUCAGAAGGAGAAGGUGAAGAAGAGGAAGGAGGAGGAGAAGAAGAAGAAGAAGGAGAGGGAGAAGGAGAGGAAGACGCGGCAGAAAUGAUGGUCCUGUAA